AUGCAGGGCGCGGGGCACCCGCGAUUGCGCGAGUCUGCGGGGCGAGGGGACGCGCGGGACGAGAGGACUGGCCCGGUCGACAGCUGCGACGCAUCUGCCGAUUCAGAUAAUCAAGAGCCAGUGUUGUUCUGCAUAAAGGUCUGUCCAUUGUACUGCUCCCCACGAAGACAUGACGAGGAUGCAUCAUCCCUUAUUUACGUCGAUGAACCACCACCAUUUAUACCUAUAGACAACUGGCAUGAACACGAGUUUAUCCCCCACCAUUUCGAUCCGUACUACUUCUGUAAGCCACCGAAGCCUACCACUACCACUACUACACCAGCCCCUACCACAAUGAUGACGACCACAGAAGAACCCUCUUGGAUAUGCAUGGUCUGCAUGAAGAAAUGCACAAAGUAUCCCAAGUCGUAGAAUAAAAACUAGAAAUACAAAAA
Vanessa tameamea is the source of this 434-nucleotide messenger RNA. RefSeq lists its product as uncharacterized. The record is from RefSeq and is a predicted model, not a curated record. The transcript has 4 exons. Lineage: Eukaryota; Metazoa; Arthropoda; Insecta; Lepidoptera; Nymphalidae. The coding region runs from base 1 to 411 and encodes 136 amino acids.